Messenger RNA from Acanthoscelides obtectus, 240 nucleotides. Lineage: Eukaryota; Metazoa; Arthropoda; Insecta; Coleoptera; Chrysomelidae. The record is from the annotation of a GenBank genome assembly.
AUGGCUGCAAAGCGAAAGAACGAGCUAAGUGAUGAGAGUGAUGACGAUGAUGACAGAACAAAAAAGCAUUAUCGAUCUAAGACAAGGAUAACAAGCAAAACGAGAAAGCUAAAGUUAGAAGACGAUACAGAUGAUGACGACGACGAUGAUAACGAUAAUGAUGAUGAUGAUGGUGACAGCGAUGAUAAUGAUGAAAGUGUUCAAAAAAUAAAAAACAGGCCCAAAACGACAAUACCAUGA